This is a messenger RNA of Symbiodinium pilosum, 221 nucleotides long. Lineage: Eukaryota; Dinophyceae; Suessiales; Symbiodiniaceae. The record is from the annotation of a GenBank genome assembly.
AUGAUUCGGGCUUAUGAUUGCAUCCAAGAGGACUUCCUGGGCUGCGACCCCCAUCAUCUGGUGGAGUCAGCGCAUCAUCUUAGCAACGACGAGCGGAAGACUCUGAAGUACCAGUUCAGAGAGCUGCCAGAGGUUCUCAAUGCAGUAGGAACCGUGAAGGCACUGCCGCCCAAGCUGGGUAAAUCUGCCAGCCAACCGUUUUCGGACGAUGGCGACAAGAC